Molecule: messenger RNA, 2397 nt
Organism: Lottia gigantea (owl limpet)
Lineage: Eukaryota; Metazoa; Mollusca; Gastropoda; Lottiidae
Exons: 8
Coding region: 74-1420 (448 amino acids)
Source: RefSeq, a predicted model, not a curated record
GAUUUGACGUAAACAUUCUUUUUACCACUGGAAUUUCUUUUCUCAUGGAAAUGUUCACAAAUUAUUUAUCACUAUGAAUAGUGUUCGUGAAACAAUACAGUUGUUAGCACAGAUAUUUAUUGAAAAUGGAACCAGUGACAUAUCAGCUGAAAUAUUCCGACAGGCCAAAUUUAAUAAGAAUGAAGCCGUACGUGUCUUAUGGAAGUUACUAUUUGAAUUGAUAUAUUUUUGUAAAUAUGGUGAGAUAGAUGAAGCAACAAUAAAAGCUCAAUUUAAACUAACUCCAGAAGAAAAAUGUGUUUAUGUGAAGCAAGAAUUACAACAUUUAGGUUACUUAUUGCCUGAUUUCGCCUGUUUGUCUAAUCAUGGUAACACUGGAAGUCGGGAACUACUCCUAGCAUUAGGAUGGUUAAUGUGUCAACAAAAUAUACUGGAGAAAUUUAUGCAGAAAUGUAGCUCACCACUAGAUGAUGACACAAGUAUAUUUUAUGAGAGUUAUUUAGAUACUGACAACAAACAUUCAGCUUUAUUCCAGUCAUCAUAUAAAAUUGAACCACAAGCAAAAAUACAGAAAUUAUUAAUGUUAAAUGGCAAAUUACAGUUAAACCUUAGAAGAAUGUACGCUUUACAGAUACAAGAUGCUAAUCUAAGUCACAAGAUUCAUACGUGUACAAAUGGUGUUACUUUAUCAACAUAUAGAAAUCAUCUAACUCCAUUUGAAGUCCGGUUAUUAAGAUAUCCCAACCAUUUGAAAAAGAUGUUGGAAUUAUUAGAAAAAGAUAAUUACAGACUUCAGAAUUUAUUAUUAUGGAAAGAGAAAGAACAUAUAUUUUGGAGUUGGAUGGAGAGUGUUUUAGAGUUAAAAGUAAGUGAGAAAUCAGAAGAUACUGUGACUUAUUGUAAUACUGUACCAGUAUAUCUUGAUAUACCACCUAAUAUAGACCAUGAAAUAUCUACCAGUAGAAAACAUCUAGUUGAAAUAAUUCUACAGUAUGAAGACAUUAUAGAUCAGCUAGAAAUAUUGUGGACCAAAAAGCAUGAAGACAUCAGCGAACAAGAUUUGGAUAAUCUUCUAACAUCAAUCAAUAUGGAGAUUGCUUUUCAGAGGGCAAAUCUAUCAUUGUCAUCAAAACGAAAUAUUGUAGAGCCUAAAAAACAUCCUCAAUUUAUUCUUAAAGACCAGAGUAAGAAAUCAGUCCGUCCUUCAAAACAUUUAGCUCCGGCUUUUCUGGGAGGUCAAGGUGAUUGUCCAGGAGUAGAUAUUAAUAUUGCUAUUAAAGAUAUAGAGAAACGAAUAGAAGAUUUAGAACAUGAUCUGCUAGUUGAUCAAGGAAUAUGUAAGACAGACAUGGAAAAAAUGUCUACAUCAGUUCCAAAUUGUAUUUUCAUUCCACCAUUAGCUUUGAAAGGAAGAUUUUAGAUAUGUUAUAUAUGUUUAUAUUUGUUAUUGUUAUUUUUUGUUAUCAAGUCAAUUUCAAUGUUGUUAUUUAAGUUAUGCAAAAUCUACUUAAUAUCUGCUCAAUUUAUACUUUAAAAUAUUAUGAUGGCUCAAUUUUUUUAAAGAUGGACUGUCGAAAAACAAAGAUAAAUAUAUUUCAUGAAUAUUCAGCUUAUUAUUGCAAAACACUGUAGCCUUCUGAUGGCAAAAAUUUAUUGCAAGAAUUUUUUAAAAAAGGAAAUCUUUGAUGGAAUUUUGUUUUGUUAUGUAGAAUAUUGAUAUCUUGGAUGAGUUUGAAUUAGACAAUAUUUCGAAGGUCUUUGUUCAAAUGCCUCAAACAAACUUGCCAGUGUGAUAAAAGCUAUAGUCCUGAGAGGGAAUAUUUUCUUAUAGUCUUGUGUUGUAAUAGAAUUCUAGUCAUUUUAGUAAUCUCAUCCUUUGAUAAAACAGUAGUAUGUGGACAAAUAGUAAACCUAUCACAUGUAUUUAUGUAUAAGAAAGUCACAAACUGCAAUUUGCACAUUUUAUUAUUUUUAUUGGUUAUCAUAGCUAGAAAUCUUAAAAUUUAUUUGUUUUGUCAUUGAUGAAGAUGAAGUAGGUAUGCAGAUUUUUUUUUAUGAAUAAUUUAUUCAACUAUUUAGGAUAUAUUCAGAGAAAAAAAUUCUUAAUAUCAGAAUCUAAAGAAAGACAUAUUUUUAAAUGGUUGUCCAAAGAUAAAAUGGUAUAGCAAGUCAGAAUAUGUGUAUGUAGUUCUUAGACAGAAAUGAAAGGACAUGACUUACAUUAUGUACUAAGAUCCAGCUUAAAUCUGGUCAUCUACUCUACUUGUUUCAGUGUCAUAUAUAUCAAAUUCCCUCCAAAUAUAAAGUCACAUUGUUGUUAAGGUUAAGAUCAAAUAUUUUAUUGUUUACAGUUAUUUAAAUUGUUAUAUUUUCAAUAAAGUUAUUUUUAUGAUUUAA